This is a messenger RNA of Impatiens glandulifera, 1470 nucleotides long. Its product is annotated as aspartic proteinase A1-like. NCBI's taxonomy places the organism in Eukaryota, Viridiplantae, Streptophyta, Magnoliopsida, Ericales, Balsaminaceae. The record is from RefSeq and is a predicted model, not a curated record. Bases 1 to 1470 code for a protein of 489 amino acids. Gene Ontology annotation, biological process: proteolysis; lipid metabolic process. The transcript has 12 exons. Gene Ontology annotation, molecular function: aspartic-type endopeptidase activity.
AUGGGAACAAUGUUUAGAGCAGCAAUUAUCAUUCUGUUUCUUUCAUCCGUCCUUCUUCAGCUGGUGUUUUCUAAAUCCAACGAUGGAUUCGUUAGAAUUCGACUAAAAAAGUUUAAGUUAGAUGAAAACAACAGGAUAUCUGCUCGACUUACCACGCAACUACUGGAUUCUCAAAAUGCUGGCGGCAUUGUAAAGCUAAAGAAUUACAUGAACGCGCAGUACUAUGGUGAGAUUUCAAUCGGUACACCACCACAAAAAUUCACUGUGGUUUUUGAUACAGGAAGCUCUAAUCUGUGGAUACCUUCUUCAAAGUGCUACUUUUCCUGGGCAUGUUAUUAUCAUUCCAAAUACAAUGCCGGUCGAUCAAGAACAUAUAAAGUGAAGGGAACAUAUGCUGAGAUACACUAUGGUUCAGGUUCAAUAGUUGGAAAGUUUAGCCAAGACAAUGUUUUAGUUGGUGGUUUAACAAUCAAGAAUCAGGACUUCCUUGAAGUAACAAAACUGUCCGGGAAUGUGUUUGUGUUUACCAAGUUUGAUGGAAUUCUUGGCCUUGGAUUUAAGGAGAUAUCAGCUGGAAGUGUUGCUCCAUUAUGGUACAACAUGAUGAACCAGGGUCUGGUUCAGAAUCCAGUGUUCUCAUUUUGGCUAAAUAGAAACACAAAAGAAGAGGAAGGAGGUGAACUUGUGUUUGGGGAGAUUGAUCCAAGGCAUUACAAGGGGAAUCAUACUUAUGUCCCUGUGACCCAUAAGGGUUUUUGGCAGUUUGAUAUGGGUGACAUCUUCCUCAAGGGUCAACCAAUAGGUGUUUGCAGAUUUGGUUGUUCUGCAAUUGUGGAUUCUGGAACUUCUUUGUUGACGGGUCCACCUGCUGUGAUUACCAUGAUAAAUCAUGAAAUUGGAAUCACUAAAGUGGUUAACGAUAGAUGUAACUCAUUCGUUGAAGUGUAUGGACAAAUCAUUCUGAAGAAGCUCCUAAAAGUACAACCAGAGGAAAUUUGUUCCCUAAUUGGAGUAUGCCCAGUGGAUGAAACUAAGUGUAUCGAGAAAAGUAAUAAGUGUAACAAGGAAAUUAUUAAUAGAAGAAUCGAUAUAUGCAAUACUUGUGAAAUAAUAGUUGUUUGGAUGGAGAGUCUGCUUUGGAGGAAUCAAACAGAAGAUGUUAUUUUAAAUUAUGUUAAUAAGCUCUGUAAUUCGCUGCCAAGACCAGAUCAAGAUAAACAUUCAUAUGUGAAUUGUUCACUAAUUUCCUCGAUGCCUAUAGUUUCGUUUGUAAUUGGUGAAAGAAAUUUUACAAUCUCGCCUAAGGAGUAUAUAAUGAAGACGGGAGAAGGUGGAGGUCAUGAUUGCAUAAGUGGUUUUGUUUCUAGAGAAUCUCUCUGGGUUUUUGGGGACAUAUUCAUGGGUCGUUACCACACGGUAUUUGACUAUGGCGAAUCGAGAAUUGGAUUUGCAGAUGCAGCAUUAUAUUAA